CUCGGAGGCAGCGAAUCCGUACCGAACCGGUGUUCAUUUGUUUUAUUUGUCGGUGUUAAUUUUCUGUUUUGCGUGAUACCUUCACUAAAUUUGUAAGAUGGCCAAACGACCAAAAAGCCAGAGCACCAAUAGGGACCAGUAUGCCAAAUUGGUAGAAGAGCUGGAGGAGCAACCUGACAUUGCCAAAGGAUUUGCCAAAUUCAACACCGAUCCAUUCUGGUCUAAUUUGGCGGAAGACCUAAAUAGCCUUGGCCCACCAACAAAAACUGCAGAAAAAUGGAAGCGUGUUUGGGGCGACUGGAAAUCCAACAUUAAAAAGAAGUUGGUUUCAAACCGCAAAGAGCAGCGAUCAACAGGAGGAGGACCGUGCAAGAUAAUCGAACUAUCCUCUUUGGAAGAGAGGGUAGUUGAUAUGGCAGGGCUAACGGCAGCUGUAGAAGGAAUCCCCGAUUCUGUUCCGUUUGGUGCUCCUCCGGAUGAAGACGAUGGUGGUGCGGUUAACGGCUCAAUGGCACGACGGAUGUCAACAAACCAACAAGACGAUAUGGAAGAAGGAACAGAUACCGAGACGCCCGCAAUUGCUACUUCAACACCACGCCGUCAGCCAAAACGUGCUGCUUCCAGCUUGCGCUUGCUGGACACGCAAGUCAAGCAACAAAAACAAUUCCACACUGAUAUGCUGGAUAUCUUACGCAACCAAUCCAAAAAAGUAGAUGACAUGGGAUACUAUUGCAAACAAAUCUCGAAGAGAUUGGCAGACCUGCAGGCUUUAAAAGUGGAGCAGCACAAGGAACAACAACGCCAUAACCUGGAAAUGGAGAAAAUAGCUCUGGAAAAGUUGAAGACUAAGCGGGAAAUCCUUGCUCUUCAAUUAGAUCGCCUGUGAUUAAUUCAUAACUAUUUUUCCAUCUGAUAUGACUUGAAAACCUCUCGAUUUAAGCAGAUUUUCUAAAA
This is a messenger RNA of Aedes aegypti (yellow fever mosquito), 954 nucleotides long. RefSeq lists its product as uncharacterized. The transcript has 2 exons. The coding region runs from base 98 to 886 and encodes 262 amino acids. The record is from RefSeq and is a predicted model, not a curated record. Gene Ontology annotation, cellular component: nucleus. Lineage: Eukaryota; Metazoa; Arthropoda; Insecta; Diptera; Culicidae.